GCGCGCGCGGGAGCGGCGGCCAUGACGGGCUGUGGCGAGGGCGGCAGCGGUUCCGCGGCGCCCCGCGCCUGCCGGGGGCUCGGAGCUUCGGCGUGAGGGCGUCUGCGCGCCCUCCCCUCCUCCAGCGCCUCGCCUCCGGGCCGGCCGGGGCAAGGAGGAGGGGCCGGGCGGACAUGGCCAGCCCCGACAAGUGGGAGCGCCUGCGACCGCUGCAGCCGGACACGCUGCCUGUGAGUGAGGCACCAGUGAUCAAYGUGAACACGCACAAUGAUGCACGGCUUGUGAAAAAAACUGCGGCAGUCAGGAAGCCUCGAUUUGAUGCAUCUUUGGUGCUUUUGACACGAAGAUUUAUGGCUCUUCUCAAAAAAGCUCCAGACGGUGUCCUUGAUUUAAAUGAAGUAGCAACAACACUUGGAGUGCGAAAACGAAGGGUAUAUGACAUCACCAAUGUGUUGGAUGGAAUCCAUUUGAUUCAGAAAAGAUCUAAGAAUCUUAUCCAGUGGAUAGGUAAUAAUCUUGACCAAGUUGUUGGAAAAGCAUCAGAGCAGCAAAACCUUAAAGAUGAACUUUCUGACUUAGCAGCCAUGGAAGAAGCUCUGGAUGAAUUAAUCAAGGACUGUGCUCAUCAGAUAUUUGAACUAACAGAUGACAAAGAAAAUGCAAAACUAGCUUAUGUGACUUACCAAGAUAUCCGAAGCAUUGAGGCAUUUCAGGAACAGAUUGUGAUUGCAAUCAGAGCUCCAGAGGAAACCAAAUUGGAAAUACCAGUUCCUAAAGACGAUCGCAUACAAGUACAUGUGAAGAGCACAAAAGGACCCAUUGAUGUCUAUCUAUGUGAGGUGGAAAAAGAGACACCAGGUGCCAAAACUUGUGAAGAUAUGGAURCUGUGACUUAUGAAACUGAGCCAUCAAUUUGUCUUGAUGAAGUGAGAUCUCCGAUGGAAGAAAAAAACCUAUUUGAGAUGCCAGAUUAAUUACAACACAGAAAUCUAAUACAGAAUGUAAAUGUCUGUGUUAUAGGGUUUUUUCAAAGCUGCUUGGAUCUGCAGACUUYGUGACCCGAAAUGUUCCAAAGUGUUUUAGAAAAAUUGGUUGAGUGCUUUCACAGGAUUGCUUAUGUUCCCAAUUCAGAAGACAACAGUUUAUGGAGUUGCUUUUAGGAGCUUUGUUUUCUUAAUUGCAUGUUAACUUUGGGGAAAUGGUAUUUUUACCUUAAGUUUUAAUUGACAGAAAACAAAGAUAAUUAAUUACUUCCAAAAAGGAAGGUUGGAAGACUGUUUCUGGGAUGGUCCACAAUACGUGUGAGAAUGUAUAAAAUGAAGAAAUGCACUUUUCAGUUCUGAGGUUGCACUACUAAGCAGGAUUGCCCAAUGCGAGUGUAACRAAGAACUGGUGUAUCGGAAGCCUUUGCCAUAAAGAACAAGAUGUAAAUAUCCUGAGAGUUAUGCCUUACUCUGUGUAGUGCUGUUUGCAUCCAGCUCUACAUGAACUAUGGUGUCAACACUGAAGUGAAAUAGUUGGGCUUUGUGUACAUAGUUGUAUYAUUUCUAAGUAGUUACUGAUGUAGAUUUAUUGAAAUUGUUUGCAUUUCUGCGUUUGUACAGCAAAGAAAUAAAAUAAGCUUACAAAAAUAUGAAAUAGUCUAAUGAAACAUGUUGGGUUGCCUUUGCUGGAAUUCACUGGGUAAUUACAAACAUUUUUUACAUGGUGCUGUCAGAUAACAGAUCUGGAUCUUCUGAYGCCACAGCAUUGUAGCAGUUAUCAGAAGAAAUGUUAUGAUCAAUAACUUAAAUUGGUCCCUUCCAGUCUCUAGAGUUUACAUACCAUAGAGCUUUAAAGGAGUAUUGUGRCAUCUUUGUGGCUCAGCUUUUAAAAAUGCAUAAAAUACUUUAGGACUGUGUCUGUGUUCAUCCAUCUUUCGUAUCCAUAAAACAAAGCUGUGGAAUUUGGACACUGGAUUUUCUAAGGGAGGGAACUGUCACUGUACAAAUGCCAUGCUUGGGCUCACUUCAUCCCAGUAUCAAAACAUGUGCACCAGAGGUUUCUGUAGGGGUGGGAUGGGUGGGGGAGGUGGGUUGGCUGGUUUAGUUUUAAAUUGAAUAUCAAGGCCUUGUUUUCCUGAUCACAGUAUUGACCAGCUGUACAUCUACUCACAAGUGAGAACAACAAAGCUACUUAACCCCUAAAUGUUCUGGCAACUCUACAGCUAUUUUAGAAAGAUGUAGUGAAAUUAAAUGUCCUAUGUUCUACAAUAAAGAUCAGGUGGGGCAGGUAAAAAUUGGGGGAAAACACCAAGUGCAAGCUUGUGUCAGAAAGUAAUCUUGACUUUUUAUGUAUGUCCUACCACCUUCCAGUUCCAGAAUACAGGACUUCAGUAUUAGAUACUAUUCUUCUGUCUCUAUGAAACUUAAACUAUAGGCUGAGCUGUUAGAAUAAUAAAUCAAACCCAAAUGACAGCACAGUUAAUACACAGAACACAGUAAAAAUGAGGAAGGUGCUCCUCCAGUAAAGCUGGGAGUGAGGGUUAAAACUAAGAGGUUUUUUGCUCAGGAGGAUUGUCCUUUUCCUUCAGUGACUGGUUUCUCUUCAGAUGGCAAACUUUGAUUUUUUACAUCACUGUUCUGUUUUGGUGGGUGGGGAGGUCUCUGCUGAAGAGAAGCAUUGAUUCCCCUUGCACCAGUUCAACAACUCGGGACGAUGUUUGCCAUGAAAUGUGUAAAACUUUCCAACACUAACAACUAACUAAUCCUGGAUGCUGUAUUUGGGGUGGCUUUUUGUUGCAUGAUCAUAAAAUCUUUCAAUGGUUUGGGCUGGAAGGGACCUUAAAGAUCCCAUAAUCCCAAUGCCUCUGCUUUGGGCAUGGACAUCUUUCUCUAGAUCACAGAAUUAUUUAAGUUGGAAAGAUCUCCAAGACGAUCGACCCCAGCCUUUGACCAAACACCACAAUGGCAACUUGACCAUAGCACUGAGCAUCAGAUUCAGUCAUUCCUUGAAUUCCUCCAGGCAUGGGGACUCCAUCACCUCUCUGUGCAGYCUGUUCCAAUGCCUGACAAUUAUUUCAGUGAAGAAAUUCUUCCCGAUGUCCAACCUGAACCUUCCCUGGUGCAGCUUGAGGCUGUUUCCUCUCAUCCUGGUUACUCAAAGCCCCAUCCAACCUCGAACAGUUCCAGAUUUAGUAAGGCAUCCACAGCUUCUCUUGGCAACCUGUUCCAGUGCCUCUCYACUGUCAUAGUAAAGAAUAUUUUUCUAGUACUUACUCUAAAACUGCCCUCUUAACCAUUACUUACCUUAUCUGUAGAGUAAGGAAGUAUAUUUUUACAAAAUAACUAUCUUACAAAUAUAAGGAGGUCUGUCUUCAACAGCAGAACAGUUCAUUUAAAUGAAACAUCAGGAUUUUUCAUUUUGAACAAAUCUAGUGAUUGUUU
Molecule: messenger RNA, 3425 nt
Organism: Malurus melanocephalus (red-backed fairy wren)
Lineage: Eukaryota; Metazoa; Chordata; Aves; Passeriformes; Maluridae
Gene: E2F6
Product: E2F transcription factor 6
Exons: 7
Coding region: 174-974 (266 amino acids)
Biological process (GO): regulation of transcription by RNA polymerase II
Cellular component (GO): RNA polymerase II transcription regulator complex
Molecular function (GO): protein dimerization activity; DNA-binding transcription factor activity, RNA polymerase II-specific; RNA polymerase II cis-regulatory region sequence-specific DNA binding
Source: RefSeq, a predicted model, not a curated record